Molecule: messenger RNA, 1120 nt
Organism: Rhizophagus irregularis DAOM 181602=DAOM 197198
Lineage: Eukaryota; Fungi; Glomeromycota; Glomeromycetes; Glomerales; Glomeraceae
Source: RefSeq, a predicted model, not a curated record
AAUAUUCUUAAAAUAUAUGGAAUAUCUCAAAAUCCAAAUACAGAAGAGUAUAUUAUGGUUCUUGAAUAUGCAGAAGGUGGAAAUUUCAAUAGUUAUUUAAAGGAAAAGUGUGUAGUUUUUGAUUGGUCUAAUGGAUUAAAAAUAUUAAUUAAUAUUAUUGAAGGUCUUCAUAAAAUUCAUCAAAAACAAAUAGUUCACCAUGAUUUUCAUACUGGGAACAUAUUAUUUACAAAAUGUGAUAAUUAUGUUGGUUUAUAUAUUGCAUGUAUUUCUGAUAUGGGAUUAUGUAAAAAAGUUAAUGUUAUGCCUUAUGUAGCUCCUGAAGUGUUAAAAGGAAAUCCUUAUACUCCAGCAGCAGAUAUAUACAGCUUUGGUAUGAUUAUGUAUGUCAUAGCAACUGCAAAACAACCUUUUGCCAAUUGUGCUCAUGAUGAGGUUCUAGCAUUAAAUAUAUGUAAUGGAAUUAGACCUGAAAUAAAUGAUCAAAUUGCACCAAAAUGUUAUAUUGAUUUAAUGAAAAGGUGUUGGGAUUCAAAUCCAGAUAAUAGACCAAAUUCAGUUGAAAUAAAAGAAUUGAUUGACCUAUUUGGCUAUUCAUUAAAUCAAUAUUAUAUCAUGAAACAACAAAUACAUCAUGAAAUUGAAAAACAAUUUAAUGAGACACAAGAAUAUAGAAAAGAAAAUUUUUUAUCAAUAAAAAAUAAUCAAUUAACUACUCAUACACAAGCUAUUUAUACAUCUCGAUUACUUAAUCCUUUUACAAAAAAUCUUCUAAAAUAUAAUGAUAAUAUUAAUAGUAAUACAGUAGAAGUUACUGAUUUUACAAACUUAUAAGUUAUAACCAUUUUUUGUAAAAAAAAUGAUAGUUUAAAUUAUAAGAAAAUAAAUGUAUUAAACUACUAAUAAAUGACAUAAAUAUGAAUAGCAGAAAUUAUUUUGACUAAAUUUAUGAUAUAUCCUUUCAGUUAAUAUUUACUUUUAGGAAAAAUUUAGUAUACUUUUUUUCAUAAAUUAUUUAUUAUUAGGUAGCAGUUUUAUAUUUACUAGUUUUUGUUUAACACUGAUUAUAGAGUAAUAUGUAAAACUUUUUUACAUAAUAAAAAUCAGUUUGUAAUUAAAC